AUGGCAAAGGCAUACACGCAGGAUGAUUUCGAUGAGUUAAUGGGAAAGGUUCAAAAGGUAGAUAUGCGCGUGGCAGAGUAUUUGGAAUCGGCUGGUAGAGAAAAGUGGGCUAGAUUGUAUGCAUCUGUUAACCGACGGUGGACAAUGACUUCUAACAUAGCAGAGUGCAUUAACCGACAUCUUCUAGCAGCUAGAGAACUGCCUAUAUAUGACUUUCUCGAAGAAGUAGAACCGUCAACAGAAUUCGUGUACACAGUACAUGAUGGAGGACGACGAUUCAUUCUUAAUUUGAAUAGAAAAACUUGCAGUUUUCGUAUGUUUCAACUAGAUGAAAUCCCCUGCCCGCAUGCAUGGGCUGUCAUUAAAAAGAAAAAUCUGGUUGCUGAGGAUUAUUGCUCUGAUUUGUUCAAACCGGCGACCGUGUUGAAGACAUAUGAUGUACCUGUGGAUCCUCUACCCGACGAGCCUGAAUGGAACAUUCCCAACCACAUCUUGGAGGAUGUGGUUUUGCCCCCAAGAUACAAGAGACCGCCUGGUAGGCCAAAGAAGAGGCGUGAUAAGCCUUUAAGUGAAUUGUUGUUUGGAAAGGGCAGACAUGCUUGCAGUACUUGUGGACAAGUUGGGCACAACAGACGUUCAUGUAGUUUUGAACCUCUGAGGAAGUGA
Lycium barbarum (goji berry) is the source of this 666-nucleotide messenger RNA. RefSeq lists its product as uncharacterized. NCBI's taxonomy places the organism in Eukaryota, Viridiplantae, Streptophyta, Magnoliopsida, Solanales, Solanaceae. Gene Ontology annotation, molecular function: nucleic acid binding; zinc ion binding. The record is from RefSeq and is a predicted model, not a curated record. The transcript is spliced from 2 exons. Bases 1 to 666 code for a protein of 221 amino acids.